This is a messenger RNA of Ostreococcus tauri, 1026 nucleotides long. Its product is annotated as D-cysteine desulfhydrase. The record is from RefSeq and is a predicted model, not a curated record. NCBI's taxonomy places the organism in Eukaryota, Viridiplantae, Chlorophyta, Mamiellophyceae, Mamiellales, Bathycoccaceae. Gene Ontology annotation, molecular function: D-cysteine desulfhydrase activity. Bases 1 to 1026 code for a protein of 341 amino acids. The transcript has a single exon.
AUGACGACGGCGGAUGCGCGAGCGCUCGUGGAGUCGUUCGCGCGGGUGUCGCUGGCGCCGACCGGGGCGUCGCCGAUCGAGCGGGCGCCGAGACUUUCGGAGGCGCUCGGCGGCGCGGAGAUUUUCAUCAAGCGCGACGACGUCUACGGGACGAUCACGGGAGGGAAUAAGACGAGGAAACUUGAGUAUUUACUCGCUGAGGCGCUGGAUGCGAACGCGGAGCGCGUGGUCACGCAGGGGGCGACGCAGUCGAACCACGCGCGACAGACGGCGGCGGCGUGCGCGCGGCUCGGGUUGAAGUGUCACGUGCUGUUGGAAGAUCGAACGAAGCGGGUGGAUCAAAACUACACCGCGAAUGGGAACGUUUUGUUGAACUCGCUCUUCGGAGCGACGAUGGAGUAUCGCCCGGGCGACCAAGGAUUGAACAUGAACGACGAGAUGCUCGCUUCGUGCGAAAGCUUCCGCGAGAAGGGCGAGAGCGUGUACGGCAUCGUCGGCGGUGGAUCAUGCCCGACCGGAGCGCUCGGAUACGUGCGAGCUGCGAUUGAAAUCUUGGAACAAGCCGAUGCGAUGGGACUUGAGUUCGAUUACAUCGUGCACGCCACCGGCUCGGCGGGUACGCAGGCGGGACUCGUCACCGGUUUGCACGCCGUGGGAUCCAAGACAAAACUUCUUGGAUUCGGCGUGCGCGCGCCCAAGGACGUGCAAGAGACCAACGUACACAAUCUCGCGGUUAAGACGUGCGAAAAGCUCGGGAUCUCCCCCGUCGAUCGCGCGGAUGUCGUGGCGGAUACGAAUUACGUCGGCGACGGGUACGGAUUUCCCGCGGAUAGCACCAUCGAAGCCAUUCGCGAGUUUGCGAGUCUCGAGGGCAUCUUGCUCGACCCGGUAUAUUCCGGCAAGGGCGGUGCCGGCCUGAUUGACUACUGCCGCAAAGGCUUGUUCGCUCCGGGAACAAAAGUGUUGUUCCUCCACACGGGAGGUUCAACGUCGCUCCACGGCUACCUCGAUUCUUUCGCGCAAUAA